Molecule: messenger RNA, 618 nt
Organism: Cynara cardunculus var. scolymus (artichoke)
Lineage: Eukaryota; Viridiplantae; Streptophyta; Magnoliopsida; Asterales; Asteraceae
Exons: 1
Coding region: 1-618 (205 amino acids)
Source: RefSeq, a predicted model, not a curated record
AUGCUCCGUUCUUAUACUGUUUCAUCUUUAAAUGAUGUUGUUUGUGAUGAAGUUCUGUGGGGGGCUGAUUGCACUUCUCGGUCUCUGUUUUCGGUUAGUACUGCUUGGGAAUCUUUAGAUGGGACUCAUCCGAUUGUACCAUGGUAUAAAUUGGUAUGGUUCUCGGGUCAUAUUCUUAAGCAUGCUUUCUGUUUAUGGCUUGCUUGUCAAAGACGUCUCCCCACUCAAGACCGCCUAAUUUGGAAGGAUGAACCCCCGGAUUUGAAGUGUUCGUUAUGUGGUAAUUGUAUUGAUAGCCAUGCUCAUUUAUUCUUCCAAUGUGUUUUUGCUCGGGAGGUUUGGGAAAGUAUGUUGCUUCUUGUGGACUUGAGGACUAUGYCGUCGUCUUGGGAUCAAAUUGUGGAUAUUCUUUCGGAUCGUGCUCGUCGACCUAAGCGUUUAAAGCAGAGGCUAAUGGUUGCAGCUUCUGUUUAUUACAUUUGGCAAGAAAGAAAUAAAAGACUUUUUUCUGAAGUUAGCCGCACAACUGUGCAACUUAUCACUAUUAUUAAUAAUACGAUUUCUAUGCGUGCGGCUUGGGUGGAUAGAAGACGGGCGCCUGGUGUUGCUGUGCUAUGA